CACCAGCAGGUGUUGUUUGUCUCCAGCAGUCUCAAAUCCGCUGGUGUCCGACAACAUGGUGGCGUCCAAGACUUCAAUCCUGCUGCUCUUACUGCAGGCUGUGCUGACCGCCAGCAUAUCUUCGCUCGUUGCACCUCCUCCUCCGCGCGCUGCCGUCGUAGCGCGCCAGCAGGAGCCCGAAGACUCCGAUGACUUUGAGAAGCGAGAGGUGGAAAACUGCGUGCCGUACGACAUCCGGUCGUCCGUCGUGGGCAGACGCGCUGUGGUGGAGUGGGCCACACGACGCACGUACAUCCGCAAGGUUAAGCUACAGAAGUCGCACGACCCGAGCCCUGUGCUUGCCAACCCGUGGCGCUCAUGCCACGAUGUCGCCGCUGACGUGGUAGUGCGCUACCGACGACUGGGCGAUAAUGAUACCAUGCUCGUCAGUGGAGACAGAGAGGCACCAUUCACCAGCAAGGAGGCAAUUACGUAUACGACGGACGAAGCCACGUUCACUACUCAUACGGCUUUCAUCAACCUCCCGGAGGGAGAACACGACGCGGGGUAUGAGUUCAUCGUCGGGUCCGUAUUCCACGGGUGGUCGGCGGUGCAUCGUUUGGGUGUCAAUCUUCCGUUCCGAGGAGACGAAGCAGAGCGAUGUCGACCGAAGCACGUGCACACGGCGUACGGACGCACACCGGGCAGCUUGGCAGUGCAGUGGAUGACGAAGGAGUUUUGCGGGAAAGGAAACGCUCAGCUGCAAAUGGUGGAAGGCUACCAUGCCCGUAUCGAAGUGGAAGGACCGAAUGCAACCCCCGUGACGGCCUGGGCCAACACGACACUGUUCGAAGACGAUGGUGAGAAACAGUCCAAGCGCUGGCUGCAUGUGGUGAGACUGGAAGGACUGAAGCCAGACACGAGAUAUACCUACGUAGUGGGCAACGCAUACUACACGUCGUGGUCUAUUCCUUAUGUAACUAAGACUGCUCCGGCUCCGUUGAGUGCUGGAGAGAAACCCAAACCAACGCGAUUCUUGGUUACUGGAGAUAUCGGCUAUCAGAACGCAGCCACUUUGCCGAUGAUGCAGUCCGAGGUCGCAGAAGGGGUCGUGGAUGGUGUGGUGUCCGUUGGUGACUACGCCUACGACUUGAACAUGAUCGACGGUCACGUUGGAGAUAUCUUCAUGCAGGAGAUCGAGCCGAUUGCUGCGAGUGUGCCCUUUAUGGUGUGUCCGGGCAACCACGAGACUCACAACGUGUUCAGCCACUACUCGCAGCGCUUCCGACUCAUGCCGAGCAAUAAGAACGAAGGUGUGCAGACUGUCCAUGUCGGUGGACGCUCGAAGGAUGCAGAGCCCAAGGAAGUGCCGAAUAACUGGUUCUACUCAUUUGAUGUGGGGCUGGUGCACUUCGCGAUUAUCUCCACCGAGAUUUACUUCAAGAAAACGCUAGAUGUGGACGGAGACGUGAUCGCCCGACAGGAAGCCUGGCUAGAGCAAGAUCUUGCCAAAGCCAAUGCAAACCGUGAGCAGACGCCUUGGCUUGUGGUGAUCGGACACCGCCCCAUGUACUGCACCUCAGACGACACUAACUGCGGCGAUAAGGCUGCGAUGCUGCGGGACAAGCUCGAGGACAAGUUCUUCACGCACGGUGUAGAUUUGUAUCUGUGCGGUCACCAACACAACUACGAGCGCGCGUUCGAUGUGUACAAGUCACAAACCUGGAAGCGUACGCACAAUAUGCGCGCUACGACGCACAUUUUGACUGGUGCAUCGGGUCAGUAUCUGACGUCGAUAAUGCGCAAGUCGUUUGAGAGGCCAGUUGAGGUCUGGGAUGCCUUCCGCAACUCCAUCUUCGGCUACUCGCGCAUGGAGGUCAUGAAUGCUACGCAUCUGCACUGGCAGCAGGUAGAAGCCGACCCCGAGAACCCAGCAGCCCGUGGGCUCUACGGACAGGUGAUCGACGAUGUGUGGCUUGUUCAAGAGCAACAUGGCAGCUUCGCACCCGUCGGAACGGCAUCAUAGAAACCGUAGAUGUAUAAUAGCAUAGCAAUACUCAACGAUGUAGAUAGCUUCUAACCAUAAUUUAUCGGCGAUGAAUUUCAGUGAAGA
Molecule: messenger RNA, 2092 nt
Organism: Phytophthora nicotianae INRA-310
Lineage: Eukaryota; Oomycota; Peronosporomycetes; Peronosporales; Peronosporaceae
Exons: 1
Coding region: 56-2005 (649 amino acids)
Molecular function (GO): acid phosphatase activity; metal ion binding
Source: RefSeq, a predicted model, not a curated record